Xenopus tropicalis (tropical clawed frog) is the source of this 1717-nucleotide messenger RNA. It is a transcript of the gene gtf2b, whose product is annotated as general transcription factor 2B. Lineage: Eukaryota; Metazoa; Chordata; Amphibia; Anura; Pipidae. The record is from RefSeq and is marked provisional. Gene Ontology annotation, biological process: gene expression; transcription preinitiation complex assembly; DNA-templated transcription initiation. Gene Ontology annotation, molecular function: promoter-specific chromatin binding; protein-lysine-acetyltransferase activity; TBP-class protein binding. Gene Ontology annotation, cellular component: nucleus; chromosome.
UUGAAAAGUCGGCGUUAGAAGACAGUCAUGGCGUCGACGAGUCGCAUUGAUGCACUUCCCAAGGUAACUUGCCCAAACCAUCCUGAUGCCCUUCUGGUAGAAGAUUAUAGGGCUGGGGAUAUGAUCUGUUCAGAAUGCGGAUUGGUAGUGGGUGAUCGAGUUAUUGAUGUUGGAUCUGAAUGGAGAACAUUUAGCAAUGAUAAAGCUGCUAAAGAUCCUUCUCGAGUUGGAGAUGCACAGAAUCCUCUUUUAAGCGGGGGAGACCUGACUACAAUGAUUGGCAAGGGGACAGGUGCUGCAAGCUUUGAUGAAUUUGGAAACAACAAAUAUCAAAAUCGCAGGACUAUGAGCAGCUCUGACAGAGCAAUGAUGAAUGCUUUCAAAGAAAUAACGAACAUGGCAGACAGAAUUAACCUUCCUCGCAACAUAGUUGAUCGGACUAAUAAUUUAUUUAAGCAGGUAUAUGAGCAAAAAAGUCUAAAAGGGAGGAGCAAUGAUGCUAUAGCUUCUGCAUGCCUCUAUAUUGCCUGCAGACAGGAAGGGGUCCCUAGAACAUUUAAAGAAAUCUGUGCAGUAUCAAGAAUUUCCAAGAAGGAAAUUGGCAGAUGUUUUAAACUCAUCCUGAAAGCUCUUGAGACAAAUGUGGAUUUGAUAACUACUGGAGAUUUUAUGUCACGGUUCUGCUCAAAUCUGGGCCUUACUAAACAGGUUCAGAUGGCAGCUACUCACAUCGCACGCAAAGCUGUGGAGCUAGACUUGGUUCCAGGGAGAAGUCCAAUCUCUGUGGCAGCUGCUGCCAUUUACAUGGCGUCUCAAGCAUCUGCUGAGAAGAGAACACAGAAGGAGAUUGGUGACAUUGCGGGAGUAGCUGAUGUGACCAUAAGGCAAUCUUACAGACUGAUAUACCCACGAGCACCUGACUUGUUUCCUGCAGACUUCAAGUUUGACACACCAGUUGACAAAUUACCUCAACUAUAAACUAAGCUCUGAUUGGUUCUAACAUGUGUGACAUAUUACAUUCUCUUUAUUUAAUGUGUUGAUACUGAGCCAUCAGAAUAAAAUUGGGUUAUUUUCUGCUGCAUAUUUUAACUCUACACAUUCCAAACUGGUACUUUGUGUGUAUACAGGUGGGUUCACUAUUCCAGUAGAGCAAAGUUUUUUUUUUUUUUUUUUUUGUUUUUUUUUCUGAAGUAGCAAAUAUUUAGAGCCCUGUAAAUUGUUUGAAAUUUCCUAGAGCACCAGAGUUUUGCUAGCUGGCACUUGAUGGGAGUGUGCUAAGGCCAGUUCCCAGGCCACGAGUGAAGGAAUGGUGUAGUUCCUUGAGAAAGUUCUUGUUUUGUACGGACUUAUCUGCAGCAACCCAGUAUUUACUUUUUAUUGUAAUGUAAAGUUUACAGUGGACUUGUCAUUUUGUGUACAUUUUUAUGAAUGUUGAGUAAAUUUUCUAUUUAAUAUAUGCUUUAUUUUAAUGCCAAAUGGGCUACUGUGACCUUUCUUUUUAUUACGAUCGCUACUUAAUACCACUUACCUGAUAGAAAUGGUAACUUAAGCAAUAGCCGCAGGAAACGGCGGUUGGAAUAAAUAUUGCAGGUGUAAAAUAUGUUUUGCUUAACUUUGUAAUAUUUUGUUACAAUGCUGAAUUGCUAAAUCCAAUCUUGCUCAUAUUUGCAGUAGCAGAACCUUUUGCCAGGCUUUGUAGUAAAGGAUUUUUGCUUUU